Molecule: messenger RNA, 1161 nt
Organism: Pyricularia pennisetigena
Lineage: Eukaryota; Fungi; Ascomycota; Sordariomycetes; Magnaporthales; Pyriculariaceae
Exons: 1
Coding region: 1-1161 (386 amino acids)
Source: RefSeq, a predicted model, not a curated record
AUGGCAGAUCUCAACUACCAGGGCGUGGUGGACGGCCAGCCGGGUCCAGCAUCAUCCGAUCAACAUGUUGCGGCAAGCAUCGCCCGCAUUAACUGGGAGUUUUUCCACCCACGACCUCUGCAGUCAUCGAACUGGCAUCGCAGACGUUUUGCCGAACGCUAUGUUGGCAGCGCGGCACGAGUAAUGGGCCGUGAGCUUCAGCAAGAGGAGAUUGAUGCCAUUGUAGACCACUUCAGCCGGGGCACCAGGGCCGAAAAGGUGUACAGCCUCCCGGCAUCUUUCGCCUGCACUUACUAUUUCUGGAACAGGGGUAUUAGCACUUACCGCUUCCCCUUCCUGGGUCCUCGCCCGGUACCGCGUUUCCUAGCAGCCCUGACCUCUCCCGUGGUCGCGCAUUGGAUGUGGCAGGCCGUCCGGCUCCUUUCCUAUGACCUACUGUGCGAUAUAGCCGUGGGCACGCCUGUGGGCAGGCUCGCCUUUAGCUAUGCGUCUGCAGGAUCGUUAAACGACCCUAGACUCGCCCAGCUGCGCCAGGAGCACGAGCGGCGACGUCAUGAGAUGCGCGACCAGCUCAUGCAGCAGGUCGCCCGCAGACGCCCCGGGGGCGCGGGUCCUGAUGGUUUGGGCGGCCCACAGAGGCCACGGGCUCUGCCCGACCAUGACAACGACUAUGCACAAGCCCCAGAGGAAAGCACCCAGUCUGACGGCUGGCAAUCGGCCGAGACCCAGUCGGCAGCCCAAACCGCGCCGGCCCAGACUCGUCCCAUGCGUCCGACCUGGCCGAGGGCUUCUCCUGCGCCGCCGCCGCCAUCUCAGCAACCACAGAGCUCCUUCGAUGAAGACGAUCCUUUUGAUGAUGCCUCGCCUGUGGCUCCUGACUGGAGAGACCAGCCUCCGCCGCAGCGCUCGUCGGGCCGUCCAGGGGAGUCGGCUUGGGACAGGCUAAGGAGGCAGGCGCAAUCGAAGGAUCAAAACCCGGCACAAUCGUCUUGGGAAGCCAGGCGGCAAACACCCGGCUCUCAAUCUCAGACGGAUCAAGACUGGACAUACAAAUCUGAUGAGGACUCACAAUCCGAGACGGAACGAGAAAGGGCGCAGAGAGAGUUUGAUGCAAUGCUGGAACGUGAGAGGCGGGCUGAGCAAAGUGGAAGACGUCGGUGA